AGUAUUUUCCAUUAAAGGCUUUCCAUUUAAAAGGCAUCUUAAAACCCGCCACCACUACCAACAGCCAAAAAACUCACAUUUACUUUUUUUUAAACAGCUUCGCAACUUCAUUUUUUUCUGACUGUGUGACAGAUGAAAUAUUUUUGUAUCAUUUAUGGCGAAAGUGUGAUGUUUCUUUGGAGAAGCACAAUUAACUACUAAAAAUGGCGUCAAUGUUUUUCCCGCCGCCCACCGGUCAACAAUAGUAAACUAAAUAAAUGAAUCGGGGAUACUGUAUACAUUUUUUUGUGCACUUCUGCCCUUGUUUUUACUUUAGCACGUCACGUUUUAAUAGUAAUAAUAAUAAAAAGGAGAAAUACAAUAGCAUAAUAUGUAAUACUGCAGUACUUAUAUAUUUUGUAAUGUUUAUGAAAUAAUGGUUCGGUUCAGCAACAGGUGGAUUAUUUUCUGAAACGUCAUUCCUAUAAAUUACGACACAUGGUAAAAUCCACUUCGUGCAAGCUUUUAUUGGUCAAACUAAAAACAAACAAACACAACAAUUGAAAAUCUCUCACAAACUUGAUGUGCUUCGAAAAAAAGAGCCAUUUUUGAAACCGGGGUCAAAAAUACGUUUUGGGACACAUAAACACGUUUUGGGACUGAUUAACAUUAGCCUUUGACCAGUGUAGUUAAUAAAUACUAUUCCUAUUUGUCAGAAAUCUUUAUUGAGUCUUUUGAUCAUUUGUAUUGGCUGACGUGUCGAAUGAAGCAACCAGAAGUGUACGGUAGGGAACAAGAUGCUCGAUAAAUGAACCAAGUUUGUCUCACAUCUGCAUUGCUCCCUCUCGUCGUCCUCCUACCCGGGUGGCAUUCGUGCACCCGCGUGACCGGACGAGGCGAGCAAAGAGUGUUUUGAAAGUUCGUGCGCAAAGAGGAGCAGAUUGGAUGAGCAAGGAGGGGGGGAGGUGGUGUGAGCGGGAUCAUCGACAUAAUCACGCUCCGACGCGCUCGUCCAUACUUUGCAGCCUUGGCGACAUUUGCGAGAUGAACACACACGCAAAUCGUGUGCAGGUCUUGCCGUUCCAACGGGUCCUGUAAAGUCGAGGGACAAGCAUGAAAUCCCGAAGUCAGGAUCACAGCUUGUCGGAGUCCACGGAACUGGAUCGAUCUUACGACCCGCUCACAGGUAACCCACCAAAUCAAGCCACCAAAAGGACCAUCAAGCAGCGCUUCCUCAAACUGCUGCCCUGCUAUCAUUCUGGCUCCGGGGCGUCCAUCAAUCAAAAUAGCAUAUGUGAUGAGGCCGAGUUGUCGGCGGUGUGUCACCGACCCGAAGGCCUCGAACGUCUCAUGGGGCAGACUAACUUCAGUAAAAAAGAGCUGCAGAUCCUCUACAGAGGAUUCAAAAACGAGUGUCCCAGUGGCGCAGUGAAUGAGGAGACGUUUAAAAACAUCUACUCUCAAUUCUUCCCUCAGGGAGAUACAAGUAUGUAUGCACAUUUCCUGUUUGAGGCUUUUGACACUCACAAAAGCGGAUCUGUCAGCUUUGAGGACUUUGUCUUAAGUCUAUCCGUCAUCCUCAGAGGCUCCGUCACAGACAAACUCAACUGGGCCUUCAACCUGUAUGACCUCAACAAGGAUGGUUGCAUCACUCGAGAGGAGAUGACAGACAUUAUGCAUUCCAUUUAUGACAUGAUGGGCAAGUAUACGUACCCCUGCAUGAGGGACAGCGCUCCCCAGGACCACGUGGAACGCUUCUUCCAGAAUAUGGACAGGAACAAAGAUGGCGUCGUCACCAUCGAUGAGUUCUUGGAAACGUGCCAGAAGGAUGAGAACAUCAUGCAGUCCAUGCACAUGUUCGACGACGUCAUCUAAAGGUGGCAUCAAACGUUCCUCCAAUUGGAGCUCCACUUCAACGCUGCAGUGUGUGUGUGUGUGCAUGUGUGUGCGUGUUGGACUUCAACCUGUCACCUCACAGAGUGCUAAAAUCACUCUGCUCUGAUUGAAAAUACAUUUAAGGUUUGUUUGGAGCUGUUCAAGACUGAAUCAGGAUUGCGGGCCUGUUGUCUUACGAAUUUACAAAACCAAGUUUGGCCGUUGGGUUAAACAUAAAUAGAAACAGAGUACCGUACAAUUAGUCUUAGCUGUAUUUAAGUGAAUACACUGCAAAGACUAGAUAUUUAAUGUUCAAACUGAAAAAAAUGGUUUUCACUAAGAAGUGAAACGGUGUUGUAACAUUUGCAAAAUGUGGUUUGGCAUUGUCUUGUUGGAAUAAGCAGGGAGGUCCAUGAAAAAGACAUUGCUUGGAUGGGCCAAUACCUAUAAGUCCCUUUAGGUGUUAAUGGCGCCUCCACAGAUGUGUAAAUCACAGAUGCCAUUGGCAGGAACUCAGCCCCAUACCAUCACAGAUGCUGGCUUUUCAAUUUAGCAUCCAUAACAAUCCCGAUGGUUCUUUUCCUCUUUGUCCCGGAGGACACCGCGUCCACAGUUUCCAAAAACAAGAUGAAAUAUGGACUCGUCAGACCACAGAACACUUUCCCACAUCAGUUCAUCUUCGAGGAGCUCGGGCCCAGAGCAGCUAGUUGGGUUUCUGAAAGUAGUUUUUAAAACAUUUUCUCAUGCAGUUGUUGACAAAAAGGGGAACCUCAUCCCAUUUUGGCUUGUGAAUGACUGAGCGAUUCAGGAAAGCUCCUUGUCUUGCCAAUCUUGGCACUCAUAUGUUCCAAGUUAGCCUGUUCACCUGUGGGAUUUUCCAAACAGGUGCUUGAUGAGCAUUCCUCAACUUUCUCAGUCUUUUUUUUUUUUUUUGUCACGUGUCCCAGCUUUUUUGGGGAGCAUGUUACAGGCCUAAAAUUCAAAGUUAAUGAUUAUUAGUUCAAAACAAUGACAUUUUUCAGUUAGAUUAAAUAACAGACGUUGAAAUGUAUUCAACGGAAUAUACAUUAAAUAUGAUUUGCAUUGUAUUUUGUUUUUAUGUGUCACACAACGUCCCAACUGGAUUGGAACUGGAUUUGUACUUAUAGGUUACCAAUCAAAAGGGGAAGUCGAGACCAAAAUUUUUCUUACACUCAAAUUUAACCCUGAUAAAUUCAAUUGUUAGGUUUAGUCAAUCUACAACAUUUAAUAAACAACAAACACGAAAGGAAGACAAGAGAACGGACAAAUUGUAGAUACAA
Messenger RNA from Hippocampus zosterae (dwarf seahorse), 3155 nucleotides. Its product is annotated as Kv channel-interacting protein 2-like. Gene Ontology annotation, molecular function: potassium channel regulator activity; calcium ion binding. Gene Ontology annotation, cellular component: voltage-gated potassium channel complex. Gene Ontology annotation, biological process: regulation of potassium ion transmembrane transport. The record is from RefSeq and is a predicted model, not a curated record. Bases 1093 to 1854 code for a protein of 253 amino acids. Lineage: Eukaryota; Metazoa; Chordata; Actinopteri; Syngnathiformes; Syngnathidae. The transcript has 9 exons.